This is a messenger RNA of Caenorhabditis sp. 36 PRJEB53466, 715 nucleotides long. The record is from the annotation of a GenBank genome assembly. NCBI's taxonomy places the organism in Eukaryota, Metazoa, Nematoda, Chromadorea, Rhabditida, Rhabditidae.
AUGGAUUCACAAGAUGAUACGGACGGCAAUAUCUCUUUCAAUUGGGGGAAUCCGCGAGAGCACUGCCCGCCCGACGACUUCAAGGGAUUCCGCGACGAGUUCAACUUCGCCGUCUCUCUUCUCAUGCAGAUCACUUUCGGGCUGUCUGGUAUUCACUUUUAACCGAAUACCUCCAAGAUUUCUGUGUUUUCAGUGAUUCUCUUGUCCAUUUACCCUAACUUUUUCACGAGUUUUCUGGCCGUCUUCUCGAUGCUGGCGUGCUCUACUUGGAUCAAGAUUCACGGCAAAAAGAUGACAAGACGAGAGGUAUCGCUUUGGUUUUUGUCCCGAAUACACCCCAUUCAUCUGCAGGUGAUUUUCUUCGAAGCUCGCAACAUUCUGGAGGUGGAUCCGCCCGUGUUCACCUUCGGAAUGCCGGUCAACACGGACGACUGUCUGACCCCUGGGGAUGGGGAACAACGCGAAGCACCGCAACCGCAGACCCUCUGGGACGCACUGUUUUGCGACGAAAAGACGAUGCGAAUGGACUCGUUCUACAGAAAACAUUACGGAAAAGUCCAUGAGACCGGACAGAAGAUGCUCAGGGUAUUGAAGAAGAGGUGUCGUGCUUGGCAGCUGUGAAAGUUUUCAGGAGUACGAGAUGCAAAAGGCGGCCGCCAAAGAGAAGGAAUCUCCGCCGAACAAAGUGGUGCCCCAGUCGUCGCCGAGCAAAUAA